Messenger RNA from Micromonas commoda, 582 nucleotides. RefSeq lists its product with no specific name. The transcript has 3 exons. Gene Ontology annotation, molecular function: peptide-methionine (R)-S-oxide reductase activity. Lineage: Eukaryota; Viridiplantae; Chlorophyta; Mamiellophyceae; Mamiellales; Mamiellaceae. The record is from RefSeq and is a predicted model, not a curated record. The coding region runs from base 1 to 435 and encodes 144 amino acids. Gene Ontology annotation, biological process: response to oxidative stress; protein repair.
AUGGUUCAGCGCGUCGAGAAGAGCGACGCCGAGUGGGCCAAAGAGCUGGACAAGACGUCCUUUCAGGUCCUUCGCAAGAAGGGCACCGAACCCGCAGGUACCGGAGAGUACGACAAGUUCUUCCCCAAGGAGGGGCAUUUCGUCUGCAAGGGCUGCGGAAACCCACUGUACUCUGCGCAGUCUAAGUUCAACUCAGGCUGCGGCUGGCCCGCAUUCGACAAGUGCUACAAGGGCGCGCUCAUCACCGAGACCGACAUGACCUUCGGCAUGAAGCGCGUGGAGAUCAUGUGCGGGGCGUGCGACGGUCACCUUGGCCACGUGUUUGAGAACGAGGGCUUCACGCCCACCAUGGAGAGGCACUGCGUGAACUCAGUCAGCGUUUUGUACAAGGAGGGUCCCCCGCCUACUCCUCUCGAGGAAGAAAAGUGCACGUGAUGGGGCUGUAACAGCCAGCUGAACGAGUGCGGUGGACAAGACGAGCUUGCACGGCGUAGAUGGCGGCCGUAUCUCUAGGCAAAUGCGCGAUGCCCUCUAUUACGUAGUUCUAGCUAUCUUGAUAUCAUCAUUCCCCAAGUAAUUCGA